Molecule: messenger RNA, 1697 nt
Organism: Opisthorchis viverrini
Lineage: Eukaryota; Metazoa; Platyhelminthes; Trematoda; Opisthorchiida; Opisthorchiidae
Exons: 7
Coding region: 1-1539 (512 amino acids)
Biological process (GO): alternative mRNA splicing, via spliceosome; mRNA splice site recognition; regulation of alternative mRNA splicing, via spliceosome
Cellular component (GO): catalytic step 2 spliceosome; precatalytic spliceosome
Molecular function (GO): RNA binding
Source: RefSeq, a predicted model, not a curated record
AUGGUGAGCCUUGAUCGUUCGGCAAUCGGUGGCCUCCCUGUCUUGACCACCUUCCCACUUUCAGCACCUUCUGAUACGAUAGUUUUCGGAAAAAAUGCUCGCCCACAACCGUUCACUCUUUUGCCCCUGAAUGAGGAUCAGAAAUUCGCUGUAGACCGGGCCAAGAAAUAUGCUCUGGAGCAAAGCAUUCAAAAUGCCCUGAACAAACAGGCUGCUCAGUUACAUCAACAGGAUCUGAAUACACUGAAACGAAAUCAAGCGCUCAUACUUCUCAGCAGAAUUUACGUUGGAUCCAUUAGUUUUGAAGUGGGGGAGGACGAACUACGCAGGACGUUUGGCCCAUUCGGUCCAAUCAAGUCGGUUGCACUGAGCUGGGAUGCUACACUUCAGAAGCACAAAGGAUUCGCUUUUGUGGAGUUUGAAGUGCCCGAAGCAGCCUCUUUGGCAUUGGAACAAAUGAAUGGGCAUACGUUGGCAGGGAGAACCUUGAAGGUUGGACGACCAAGUAAUGCUCCUCAGACGGGUAAUCUAGAAACCGAGCUACGGUCGGAUGAGAAUACUCGAUGUCGAGUGUAUGUUGCUUCAGUUCAUCCGGAACUGACAGAAGCAGAUAUGCAAACAGUGUUUGAAGCUUUCGGGAAGGUCGAAGAAUGUGUACUGUAUCCAGAUCCGAAAUGUCCUGGACGGCAUCGCGGCUUUGGUUAUAUUUAUUUUCAUUCGGAAGAGGAAGCCAUCGCAGCCGUAACAAGUAUGAAUGGCUUCGACCUUGCCGGGCUUCAGCUCCGUGUUUGUCGAGCCAUAACCCCAAGAGGUUCGCCUUUACCCUUUGAGGCCGCCGCUGCCGCAAAAAGUGGAAAUUCGAGUAGUGUCACUCAAGCCUCUGUAUCAGCGGUCGCUUUGGCUGCUGCCUCAAUAUCGGCCAAAGUGAUGUCCAUGUCAGCCGAAGAGGCGGUUUCCGGAACUGUUGUCUCAGACACAACGAAAUCCAAUAAUACUGGUUUUUCGGGCCCUCCACUUCCGGUGCCCAACCUUCCUCCUCCGGGCGUUUUUGUUCCGACAACCCUGGGUACGGCACCACCCGAUGAGCAGCAACAAGCAGCUGAAGAACCUGGCUCGGUCACCACCACGUCCAUGUGGGAAGACGAUGAUGCCGCCAUUCCGACUUUCCCUUCGGAGCUUCCUUUACCACCAGUGGCUGCCGAGUCUUCGCAUGAAACCGAAGAAAACAACGAAGAUACAUCCGCGUUCUUGUUUGAAGCACCUUUAUCCAGAGUCUUAUUGUUGGAGAACAUGGUGAGUGCCGAAGAAGUGGACCCAGAUCUGGAGGGAGAAGUGGCAGAAGAGUGCUCCAACUUUGGACACGUUCUACGCGUUUUCGUUCACGUCAAAUCGGAUGUUCGUAUAUUUGUACAUUUUGACCGGUCUGCUUCGGCGCAGGCGGCGUGCGAAUCGUUGAACCAGCGUUUUUUUGCUGGCCGAGUUGUUCAUGCAAAGUUAUAUGAUGAAGAGCGCUUCCAACUUCACGAGUUUGACGACUAGGCAUCUCAGUGAACGUACCGUUCCACGUUGUCCAACUGCGCCGGAUGUUAUUCGGACCCCGUCAAGUCUCACACCUUUGUACAUAUGUUCUCUCAUUCUUGAUAUGCCAUGGUGCGCAUUCUUGUUUCACAAUAAACUGCGCUAACUGUUUAAUCGUG